AAUUCAAUAGUUGUGGUUACAACCACAAGAAGAAGAAGAAGAAGCCUCUCGGCAGAGGUGGCGUGGAUGUUUUGCCGUUUUCUACUAAAUUGCAGUUCAGUUACUUUUCAUAACGCCUAUAGGUGACAAGAAAAAAGAGUAUAAAGUGGUAGGCAUACAUCAUGCCUAUAAUAGCCAAACGAUGUGGGAUUAAGUUUGAUCCACCUUCAGUCAUCCUCAUAUAUGAAAAUGAACAUACAGACAAGCUGCGUAAAAGAGUAAUGCCAGUGAGGAACUUUUCAGAAUACUCAGACUGCAGCAGGGCUGCAGAGAGACUGAAGCAUCAUCCCCAUCACGCACAUUACCUGGACUCAGUGUCACUGGAGCAGCUGGUGAGGUUAUACACGGUGCUCCGGGAUCACCUGCGAGGUCUCAGUGUGGAGGAGAGUCUGCAAGAACAGCGUCACUCUCACACCCAUCAGGACGAUCUCAACAAACUCAGUGACGAAGAGCUGAAACGCCGCAAAGCGCAAAUGGACGUGCUGUUCGAGCUAAACCGGCGCCGCAAAGACGACCCAGACUUUGUGUACGACCUUGAGGUGGAGUUUCCUGAAAACAGCAGCCGGGAACCCUGCAGCUGGGACCAAUCAGAUGAAGAGUUUUGAAGAGCAGGACUGAGUUCCUCCAUUCUAGGACACAUGCAUGACCAGAGGUUGUUUAAUGAACAAAACGACAUAGCAGGACAGCUGAUCCGAGACCUGACCCCUCCUCUGAAACACUACUGAGAACACAGGCCUUGGUCAUGGUGCUCAAGGGAACAAAUUCUGGUUAAAAGAAAAAGUGCAUCAAAGCUGGUGGAGGAAAAGUCCGAUUCUGCCAAAACAGCAGCCGUUAGUACACACGUAACACAGAUGAGCUGUUGUUCAUCCGGAUGGAGUUACAGAAGUAGUCACGUCAUAAACACUUUUUUCCUCUAAAGAUACGACAUCCAGCAGGACAGCUGCACAUGGCAUCUUUAACAUUUACGUUCAAAAUAAAAUCCUCAUAACUUAAAUUCUUGCCGUGAAUGUUUUUUUGAGGCAUUAACAACAUUUCAGCAUGUAAAUAUUAAAAAUGAAGUUGCAAGAACAAUGAUUUUGGUGCUUUGACUUCAUUUAGCAAGAAAUCCUAUGUUGCUAAUUCAGUAGAAGUGUGUAUAUAUACACAUGUAAGCUUACACUUUCCAUAGAAAAUAAAAAUAAAAUAGAUACCAGAUUACUUGCAGUACAAUAUUCAACUUUUUUUUGAAAUAACAAAACAGACACAUUUCAAGUACAUUAAAAAAUAAAGGUUUUGUUUCAUUGUGACCCUCUCUUCCUUUAUCAUAGUCAUAUAGAAAGUGAUAUAUUUAUACUGUACAUAGUAUCCUAUUUUACCACAUAGACAAAAUACAUAUAUAUGCAUACAGUUAUGUAUAAAAGUCAUAGAGUUAGAAAUCUUAUUUUUUCUUCCGAUCCUGGGUGCACCGCGGACAAAACCUAGGGAAUGAAAAAAUUUUCAUUUUAAUGUAUACUUUAAAUGUUAAAUCUGUGAUGUAUUUAAAUCCUUCUUGGCACUUCAUCAGAUGUUUGACAUACCAUUUUCCUUUGGGCUUUGUUGUGAGAUCCACACAUGCAAAGUGAAACCAUUCGAUUGGACACUGUUAAAAAAAAGUAUUAAAAAAGGUUGAGUAAACUGUGUUUGACAAAUAAAUACUGAUUGUAGCCUACUGCUAACUAAGUAAUAAAACACCUGGGGCGUUCCAACAUAGGAAAUUAAUCAAAGAUGUGGUGGUGUGAUGUGGCCCAAUGCAAAGCAGUGUUACUCUUACCACCUAAAAGUUGGUUAUUUUCCUAUAACAACAUGUCCCAACAUUUUCCUAUUAGACUACAGCAAUUUGCCAAUGAUUACAAUUUUUAAUUUAUUAAUGAACAACACAUCAUGCAUUUCAUCCAUUUAUAGUUACGUUUAAUGUUGUGGAAUGUUUAUGAGACAUGUUAGCUGCUGUUCUCACCCUCAUCAGAGUCUCUUUUUGAAGUUAAAAAAUGCAUCUUAUAAAGUUACUGUGAAACCGCACAUUGUAAACUCCUCCGUCCUGAAGGUUUUCCAAUGUCAGAAAACUUCCAUAAAUGUUGAAUAAACGUCUCCUUACAGAAAACUUCGCCAUAUCAACAAGUAUACAUUUUUCGGUGUUAAAUAACAGCAUAUUUUUAUUCGUUUAUUAUUAGCUUUAGAUUAUGUAGAUUGUCUAUGAAUGAGUUGUUACUGGAGAAACAAUAACGUACAAGAAAGAGUGCAUUAAAACUGUAUAAACCUAUCGUUUGAAUUACAGCGGAUUUGAGAUGCUGUUAUAGAAAGUCAAUCAACUUCUGUCCAAUCAGAAUCACAAAUUCAACAGUGGUAUAAAUAGCAUUUGUGUUCAUGGUAAUGUUAUCCUGAAUCUGUGAAAAAUAUUACUUUUACCUUGAAAGCUAGGGGCUGUGUCUUAUACAGACAUGCAGAUCUAAGUCUUAAAUGAAAAGUAGCAGGUUUCUAAACUUCUUUAAAAUAAUUUAAAAAAACAGGAGAACAAUAAAAAAUAAAUGAAUGUUAAAUAAUACUAAUAAAUGAGGCGUACAUCAGGGUUGUCACAUCCAAUCAUUUCUCCAUAUGACACCUGAUGGCACAAACAGUAUGUGGGCUCAUUGGGGUCCACUGGCAUGUCCAGGACAUCUGAUGGGUGCACCGGCAGCAGGGACUCCUGGAAAUCAGGACUAGAAAAAUACAGAAUGGAAAAAAGGGAACCGUAAGACUCUGUAACUAUACUGUAAUUAUACUGGUGAACUAACAAAAGGCUUAUUAAUGCUGACAGAAAAACAAUGAAUGAAUAAAUUCUUAAACCUG
Messenger RNA from Pangasianodon hypophthalmus (striped catfish), 2880 nucleotides. It is a transcript of the gene cep19, whose product is annotated as centrosomal protein 19. NCBI's taxonomy places the organism in Eukaryota, Metazoa, Chordata, Actinopteri, Siluriformes, Pangasiidae. Gene Ontology annotation, cellular component: centriole; ciliary basal body; spindle pole. The transcript has 4 exons. The coding region runs from base 162 to 644 and encodes 160 amino acids. Gene Ontology annotation, biological process: trans-Golgi to periciliary membrane compartment transport; microtubule anchoring at centrosome. The record is from RefSeq and is a predicted model, not a curated record.